This is a messenger RNA of Plenodomus lingam JN3, 408 nucleotides long. The record is from RefSeq and is a predicted model, not a curated record. NCBI's taxonomy places the organism in Eukaryota, Fungi, Ascomycota, Dothideomycetes, Pleosporales, Leptosphaeriaceae.
AUGAUGUAUGACGUCCAGGAAUGUUGGACUCGGACUUGUUUCGAACGGGGUAGGGGAGAAGGGCAAAAUGGCGUGAACUUGUCAGCACACUUCGUGCAACCGCCUCCCCAGCUAGUCUUGCAUGCCCUCCCAUCUCCCGAACUAUUCCAACACUCGACCAACCCGCGCGCGCACCGCCAGUGGCCAUGGGCCACCACCCCAUACCAACCGCCUUGCAACACACCUGAACGAUGGCACUUGGUACGCGUUUCGAUAGCGGUUUCGUACCUAUUGGCACGGAGUAGGCAAGGUCAAGUCAUUGAUACGACAAAGGCAUUCGUCAUUCAGAUUUCAUUGUCAAACGGUCGAGCGCCAGAUUUGGUACCUACCUACCUAUGUAGGGAUACAAGGUUCAUGCCGUCGGCGUAA